CCGCGUCUUUCGCUCACUCCAAUCUCGCCGGCGGCGGAAAAGCUUUUUCUUCGUUCCUGGAUCUCGUCUCCCGAAUUUCAACGUCCGUUGAUUCGCCCGCUAAUCGCUCAAUUUCUUCUUCUUCAGACGAUCAAAGCCGGAAGAAGCUUCGAUUGUUGUUUUUGAGUUCUGAAGAAGUGAAAUAUGAGCAGCAGCAGCUCCAGAGAGGGAUCUCCCGAUUGGCUCCGAUCUUUCCAGCCACCAACCACUACUUCAUUGUUAUCACUAUCUUCGUCCUCUGAAUCUGCUCCAGAGGAUAGUCCUUUCAGGGAAUCUGAAACCAUUUCGUCUCUUCCUCUGCCUGAUGACACUGAAGCCACCACGAUUGUGGACUCGAAGACGAAGUUGGUGACAAAGCAAGUGUUUUCUAGAAAGAAGAAAGCAGAUGCUACUCUCAACCUUGAAGAGAAGCAGGAUGGAAACAAAGCUUACGGUGAAGAAAACUCUACCAAGCUUAAGAACGAUCUAGGAGGAGAUGAUUCUGUAUGGCUUGUCUCAUCUGAUUCUGAACCACCCUCCAGUGAUCCGAUAAGCCAGAAAGUAAUUAUCUUAACUGAAGAGGAUGAGGAUCUUGUUAUUCUAGAUAAAGAGGUAGAACCUGCGGUUAAGAAGGCUCCAAAGAAAAAAUCUCCGAAGAAAAACAGUGCACAAGAAAUAAGUGAAGAUAAAGAUACAGAUUCCAUAGUAGCUGACGAAGUGACAACGGAUAAGAACACCAAGCCUUCUUCUGGUUCAAGUUCAAAGUUGCCUUUGGUACUUUCUGAGAAGGUGAAUCGUACAAAGGUACUCGUUGAAUGUGAAGGGGACUCAAUAGAUCUGAGUGGAGACAUGGGGGCUGUUGGACGCGUGGUUGUUUCAGACACCACCCAGGACGUGUUCUUGGAUGUUUCAGGAACCAUAUAUAAAUCUACAAUUGUCCCAUCCAGAACAUUUUGCGUAGUUAACGUAGGUCAGUCAGAGGCAAAGAUAGAAGCUAUUAUGAAUGACUUCAUACAGCUAACACCAGUAUCUAACGUCUAUGAAGCAGAAACGAUGGUGGAAGGCACUCUGGAGGGAUUUUUGUUCGAUUCAAAGCCUCCAGAUGAUCAAAGUGGAGACACAGCAGAGGUAACCAAAGGAAGUGGCAAAGCGAAAGCAAAAAGCGAGAAUGUUGUAGGGAAAAAGAGAGGAAGACCAUCUAAAGAGAAGCAGCAGCAGCAGCAACCAGCAAAGAAAGCUAGAAGUUCUUCUGCUCCUAAGAAAACAAAACCCAAGAAAUGAGUUAUGAUUUCGAUUUAUAUGAAACAGAGUAGUUUUUUCAUAUAAACAGAAAAGAAGCAGAAGCAAGUUCGUUACUGUAGUUCACUUAAAAUGCGGAAAGCAGUAAGAUGAACAGAGCAGUAGUAUUAUAAAGUCUCUCCUACAUAACAAUAAGAAAUUU
Brassica oleracea var. oleracea is the source of this 1459-nucleotide messenger RNA. RefSeq names its product DNA-binding protein BIN4-like. Gene Ontology annotation, cellular component: DNA topoisomerase type II (double strand cut, ATP-hydrolyzing) complex; nucleus. Gene Ontology annotation, molecular function: double-stranded DNA binding. The transcript is spliced from 13 exons. The record is from RefSeq and is a predicted model, not a curated record. The coding region runs from base 184 to 1299 and encodes 371 amino acids. NCBI's taxonomy places the organism in Eukaryota, Viridiplantae, Streptophyta, Magnoliopsida, Brassicales, Brassicaceae. Gene Ontology annotation, biological process: chromosome organization; DNA endoreduplication.